This is a messenger RNA of Stegodyphus dumicola, 11790 nucleotides long. RefSeq lists its product as uncharacterized. The record is from RefSeq and is a predicted model, not a curated record. Lineage: Eukaryota; Metazoa; Arthropoda; Arachnida; Araneae; Eresidae.
AGAUGCUGACAAUCAGGAAGGCAUAGCUGUAAAAACAGAUGCAUUGUCAAAAGCGUUGAAACAGUGCUUCAUGGCAACUAUCGGAUCGGUAAAUAAACAGUUCAUUGCAGAAAUCAAGGACUGAUUGUAAUGUUUGCUAAGGAAGCAAGCGAAGAUACCGGAGACAACGAAAUAGAAGUUGAAGUUUACGAACCUGAUAGGACAAUGGGCGGAGUAUCUUCCUUAACUCAACAGUAUCCUACAGGAAUCUCAGACACCAUCACAGGAGUCUCUCAAGGCAUUUCAGGCACCACGCAAAUUUCUUCAGGAAUCCCUCAAGACACAGCACUUUCAGGUAUAGGUUAUGGAACACCUUCUGCUGCAGUUACUCCUUCCGGCAUAAUUUCAGAAGUAACAAACAACCUAGCAUCUGCUCUGCUGAGGUCCAACUUGUUUCAGCGAUCGUUUAACAAUAGAGUCCCAUCUUCAAUUUCAACAAGGAUUGCCUCUGAAUUAGCGCAGUCGAUUAUUUCCAAGUUGCAGUUAGAUUACACAACAGCAACGAAAUGCAGAAAUUCCAUAAUACAAGCAGUUUCCGGAAUUAGAAGCGGAUCUGAUACAAGAGUAUAUGCACAAGCAAUAGCAUCGGUUCUUAUCUCAGAACUAGCAACUACUGGCCGACUAAACGCUUCAAACGCAUCCGCCUUCGGAUCAUCUCUACUCUCGGGAGCACUCCAAGGAGCCUAUUCUGCGGCAAGGCAAGCUGGUCUCGAUCUUUCUGGAAUUGACGUUACAUCAGAUAUUUCUUCUUCACUGUCUGCAUAUGCAUCAAGCUCGGCAGCUCCACAGACUGCGUCUGAUACGCAACAAUUAACUGAAGGAAUUUCAGAUGUUUCCAAAGACUUCGCAGGAGGCUAUGAAGCAAUAUCGAAGACUGCCCCAGACUACGGUGUUCCCUCUGCUGUUACCGUACCCUCUGGUGUAAUAUCUAACGUCGCAAAUAACCUUGCAUCCGCUUUGUUAAGAUCCAGUGUCUUCCAACGAGCUUUCAAUUCCAGAGUAUCAUCAUCUGUCGCAAACAGAAUAGUUGCCCCCCUUUCCGGUGUAAGAAGUGGAUCGGACACACGUGCUUAUGCUCUCGCUAUUGCAUCAGCUAUUGCUGCGCAAUUAGCAGCUGCUGGCCGAAUGAAUGCUUCGAAUGCGACUGGCAUCGGGUCCUCUCUUCUGUCAGGUGUACUUCAAGGCACUUAUGCUGGUGCACGGCAAGCUGGUAUCGAUGUAUCAGGAGUUGAUCUGACAUCAGAUAUUUCUUCUUCAAAUUCUGCAUAUGGAGCAGGACCUGCGGUUGCUCUCGAUACAGCUGUAACCCCACAGUUCCCUGAAAGCAUCUCAGAUAUUUCUCAAGGAAUUUCAGCGGUAUCUGAAGGAAUGGCUGGACCUAGUUAUCAGAUGUCGCAAAAUAAUCUCGCAUCUGCUUUGUUGAGGUCUACUAUCUUCCAACGCGCUUUUAAUGCCAGAAUCUCAGCAUCGGUUGCAAACAGAAUAGCUGCAGGACUAGCACAGUCCAUUGCUUCAAGUUUCCAGUUAGAUUACGGAACAACUUCAAAAUGUAGAGAAGCCAUAAUACAAGCACUUUCUAGUGUAAGAGGUGGAUCCGACACACAAGUUUACGCUACUGCUAUUGCAACAACUCUUGCGUCGCAACUAGUUUCUGCUGGCAGACUGAACGCUUCGAAUGCGUCAGGCAUCGGCACGACUCUUCUGUCCGGUGUGCUUCAAGGAACUUAUUCCGGUGCAAGGCAAGCUGGAGUCGAUGUGUCAGGAGUUGAUGUGUCAUCAGAUAUUUCCUCUUCCAUUUCUGCAUACGGAGCAGGUCCUGCGGCUGGACAAGUCAAACCUGUAACAGCUCAGUACAGUGAAGGUAUCUCAGAUAUUUCUCAAGCCAUUUCAGGAGUCCCUGAAGGAAUCACUGGCCCUGGUACGGACUAUGGUGCACCAUCAAGUUUUGCUGCAUCCUCUUCUUUAAUAUCUAAUGUCGCAAAUAACCUUGGAUCUGCUUUGUUGAGGUCUAAUACCUUCCAACGCGCUUUUAAUGCCAGAGUUUCCACAUCUGUAGCAAGCAGAAUAGCCGCAGCACUAGCGCAAUCUAUUGCCUCCACCUUGCAACUAGACUACGGGACGGCAUCAAAAUGCAGAAACGCAGUGACGCAAGCAGUUUCCGGCAUAAGAAGUGGAUCGGACACACGUGUUUAUGCUCUCGCUAUUGCCUCAGCUCUUGCUACGCAAUUGGCAGCUGCUGGCCGACUCAACUCUUCGAAUGCACCUGGCAUCGGAUCAUCUCUCCUCUCCGGUGUAGUUCAAGGAGCUUAUUCUGGUGCAAGGGAGGCUGGUGUGGAUAUGUCAGGAGUUGAUGUAUCAUCAGAUAUUUCCUCUUCCGUUUCUGCAUACGGAGCAGGUGAGACGACCAGCCAGGGUAUAAGUUUAACACCUCAGUACGCUGAAGGCAUCUCAGAUAUUUCACAAGGAAUAUCAGCAAUGACUGAAGGAAUCACAGGGCCUGGUGCUGAGUAUGGUGCACCUGCAACCGGUGUUGUACCGUCAGGGGUAAUAUCCGAUGUUGCAAAUAACCUUGCGUCUGCAUUAUUGAGAUCUAAUAUCUUCGAACGCGUAUUCAAUGCCAGAUCUUCAUCAUCCGUAGCAAACAGAAUAGCUGCAGCACUAGCGCAAACCAUUGCUUCCAGCUUGCAGUUAGACUACACAUCGGCAGCAAAAUGUAAAAACGCAAUAAUGCAAGCCCUUUCUGGUGUAAGAAGUGGAUCGGACACACGUGUUUACGCUCUGGCUAUUGCAUCAGCCCUUGCUGCGCAAUUAGCAGCUGCUGGUCGACUGAACUCUUCGAAUGCGUCUAGCAUCGGAUCUUCUCUUGUGUCAGGUGUAGUUCAAGGCGCCUAUUCUGGUGCAAGACAAGCUGGUGUGGAUGUAUCAGGAGUUGAUGUGUCAUCAGAUAUUUCCUCUUCGAUUUCGGCAUACGCAGCUGGUUUUACAGCUGGUCAAGACACAGUUGUAACAUCCCAAUUCCCUGAAGGAAUUACAGGUAUUUCUCAAGGCAUUUCAGCGGUCUCAGAAGGAGUCGUUUCCCCGGGUGCUGAUUAUGGUGCACCAUCAGGUGGAGCUGUACCAUCUGCCUUAAUAUCUAACGUAGCAAAUAACCUUGCAUCUGCUUUGUUGAGGUCUAAUAUAUUCAAACGCGCUUUUAAUGCGAGAGUUUCAUCAUCUGUAGUAAACAGAAUAGCUGUAACCCUAGCACAAUCCAUUGCUUCCAGCUUACAGUUAGACUACGGGACGGCUUCAAAAUGUAGAAACGCAAUAGUGCAAGCACUUUCUGGUGUACGAAGGGGAUCGAACACAAAUGUUUACGCUCUAGCUAUUGCAUCAGCUAUUGCUGCGCAACUAGCAACUGCUGGUCGACUGAACACUUCGAAUGCGUCUAGCAUCGGAUCAUCUCUGUUGUCAGGUGCAGUUCAAGGCGCCUAUUCUGGUGCAAGGCAAGCUGGUGUGGAUGUAUCAGGAGUUGAUGUGUCUUCAGACAUUUCCUCUUCCAUUUCUGCAUAUGGAGCGAGUUCUACCGCAGGACAGGAUAUAUCUGCAGCUUCUCAGUUUACAGAAGGUAUCUCAGAUAUUUCACAAGGUGUUUCAGGAGUUUCUGAAGGUAUCUCUGGCCCUGGUGCUGAUUAUGGUGCACCCUCCGUUGGUUCUGUGCCUUCCGGUGUUAUUUCCGAUGUGGCAAGUAAUCUUGCAACUGCACUGUUGAGAUCCAAUAUCUUCCAACGCUCUUUCAAUGGCAGAGUUUCAUCUUCCGUUGCAAAUAGAAUAGCUGCAGCACUAGUGCAGUCCAUUGCUUCCAGCUUGCAGUUAGAUUACGGCACUGCUGCAAAAUGUAGAAACGCAAUAAUGCAAGCACUUUCGGGUGUAAAAAGUGGAUCGGACACACGUGCUUAUGCUCUGGCUAUUGCAUCAGCUUUGAUUGCGCAAUUAGCAGAUGCUGGCCGACUGAAUGCUUCGAAUGCGUCUAGCAUCGGAUCCUCUCUCCUGUCGACAAUAGUUCAAGGUGCGUAUUCAGGCGCAAGGCAAGCUGGAAUCGAUGUGUCAGGAGUUGAUGUGUCAUCUGAUAUUUCUUCUUCCAUUUCUGCUUACACAGCAGGUCCUAUCACUGGUGCGGAUACAGCUGCAACUAAGCAGUUUCCUGGAGGUGCUUCAGAUAUUUCUCAAGCCAUUUCCGGUACAGAAGGAAUGACUGCCCCUGGCCCUGAUUAUGGCGUACCAUCCGUCCCUGCUGUGCCGUCUGGCAUAUUAUCCGAUGUGGCAAAUAAUCUUGCAUCUGCUUUGUUGAGAUCUAAUGUUUUCCAACGCGCUUUCAAUGCCAGAGUUUCAUCAUCCGUCGCAAACAGAAUAGCUGCGGCACUAGCCCAGACCAUUCCUUCAAGCUUGCAGUUAGAUUAUGCAACUGCAGCUAAAUGUAGAAGCGCAAUAUUGCAAGCACUUUCCGAGGUAAGAAGUGGAUCCGACACACGUGUUUACGCUUUGGCUAUCGCAUCGUCUCUUGCAACGCAACUGGCAGCUGCUGGCCGACUGAAUGCUUCGAAUGCCUCUAGAAUUGGAUCCUCACUAAUUUCGGGCGUAGUUCAGGGAGCGUAUUCUGGUGCAAGGCAAGCUGGUAUCGAUGUUUCAGGCGUUGAUGUGUCAUCAGAUAUCUCUUCUUCCAUUUCUGCAUUCGGAGCUGGUACUACCGCUAGUCAGGAUGUAGCAGCCGCUCAGCAGUUCACUGAAAGCCUGUCAGAUAUUUCUCAAGGAGUUUCCGGAGUUUCUACAGGCAUCGCUGCCUUUGGCGCUGAUUAUGGUGCACCCUCUGGUGGUGCAGUGACCUCUGGCAAAUUUUCUGACGUUGAAAAUAACCUUGCAUCUGCCUUGAUGAGAUCUAAUGUCUUCCAGCGCGCAUUCAAUGCCAGAGUUUCUUCCUCCAUCGCGAAAAGAAUAGCUACAGCACUAGCGCAAUCCAUUGCUUCUAGCUUGCAGCUAGACUACGGAACGGCAUCAAAAUGCAGAAACGCAAUUAUGCAAGCACUUUCCGGUGUAAGAACGGGUUCCGACACUCGUGUUUAUGCCAUUGCUAUUGCAUCUGCUCUCACUGCGCAGCUAGCAGCUGCCGGCCGAUUGAAUGCUUCGAAUGCAUCCGGCAUCGGAACCUCUCUCCUAUCGGGUGUAGUUCAAGGUGCGUAUUCUGGUGCAAGUCAAGCUGGUGUCGAUGUGUCAGGAGUUGAUGUGUCAUCAGAUAUUUCCUCUUCAAUUUCUGCAUACAGAGGAGGACCAACAGGUGCUCAGGUGACAGAUGCAUCUUCACUGUUGCCUGAAGGCGUCUCAGAUAUUUCUCAAAGACUUUCAGGUACCACUGAAGGAGUCUCUGGUCCUGCUCUUGAUUAUGGUGCACCGUCCGCUGCUGCUCUGCCGUCUGGCAUAUUAUCCGAUGUGGCAAAUAAUCUUGCAUCUGCUUUGUUGAGCUCUAAUCUCUUCCAACGCGCUUUCAAUGCCAGAGUUUCAUCAUCCGUUGCAAACAGAAUAGCUGCAGUAUUAGCGCAGUCUAUAUCUUCCAGCCUACAGUUAGAUUACGCUACAGCUUCAAAAUCUAGAAACGCAAUUAUGCAAGCACUUUCCGGUGUAAGAAGUGGAUCAGACACACGUGCUUACGCUCUGGCUAUCGCAUCGGCCCUUGUUGCGCAACUAGCAGCUGCUGGCCGACUGAACGCUUCAAAUGCGUCUGGUAUAGGAUCAUCUUUACUCUCGGGUGUAGUUCAAGGUGCAUAUUCUGGUGCCAGGCAAGUUGGUGUCGAUGUGACAGGAGUUGAUGUGUCAUCAGAUAUUUCCUCUUCCAUUUCUGCAUUUGGAGCAGGUUCUACAGCCGGUCAGAGUAUAACUGCCGCUCAGCAGUUCACUGAAGGCAUCACAGACGUUUCUCAAGGAGUUUCAGGAGUUUCUGAAGGAUUUGCUGGUCCUGGGGCUGAUUAUGGUGCACCUUCCGUAGGUGAACUGCCCUCUGGCAUAAUUUCCGACGUUGCGAAUAAUGUGGCAUCUGCCUUGUUGAGAUCUAAUGUUUUCCAACACGCAUUCAAUGCGAGAAUUUCAUCAUCCGUCACGAACAGAAUAGGUUCAGUAUUAGCGCAGUCCAUUGCUUCCACUUUGCAGUUAGACUACGCAACGGCAACAAAAUGCAGAAACGCAAUAAUGCAAGCACUUUCAGGUUUAAGAGGUGGAUCGAACACACGUGUUUACGCUCAGGCUAUUGCAUCAGCUCUUGUUACCCAAUUAGCCGCUGCUGGUCGAUUAAACGCUUCAAAUGCGUCUGGCAUCGGAUCCUCUCUUUUGUCAGGUGUGGUUCAAGGUGCCUAUUCUGGUGCAAGGCAGGCUGGCGUCGAUGUGUCAGGAGUUGAUGUGUCUGCAGACAUCUCCUCUUCUAUUUCUGCAUAUGGUGCUGGAUCUACCCCUGGUCAGGAUCUAGCUGCAGGAUCACAGUUUACUGCAGACAUCUCAGAUGUUUCGCAAGGCGUUUCAGGAGUCACUGAUGUUAUAGCUGGCACCGGUGCUGAUUAUGGUGUACCGUCCGGUGGUUCUCUUGCCUCUGAUGUAAUUUCCGACGUUUCAAAUAACCUUGCAUCGGCUUUGUUAAGAUCUAAUGUCUUCCAACGCGCUUUCAGUGCCAGAGUUUCAUCGUCAGUUGCAAACAGAAUAGCGGCAGCACUAGCGCAGUCCAUUUGUACCAAUUUGCAGUUGGACUAUCGAACGGCUUCCAAAUGUAGAAGUGCUAUAAUGCAAGCUCUUUCCAGUGUAAGAAGUGGAUCCGACACACGAGUAUACGCUAUGGCUAUUGCAUCAGCACUUGUUGCGGAAUUGUCAGCUGCUGGUCGUCUGAACGCUUCGAAUGCGUCUGGCAUCAGCUCCUCCCUGCUGUCUAGUGCAGUUCAAGGUGCAUAUUCUGGUGCAAGGCAAGCUGGUAUAGAUGUGUCAGGAGUUGACUUGACAUCAGAUAUUUCCUCUUCCAUUUCUGCAUACGGAGCACGAUCUGCUGCUGGUCUGGAUAUAACUGGCCCUCAGCAGUUUACUGGAAGAAUCUCAGAUAUUUCUCAAACAGUUUCAGGAGUAUCUGAAAGUUUCACUAGCCCUGCGGCUGAUUAUGGUGCUCCUUCCAGUGGUGCUGAGCCGUCUGGCGUAAUUUCGGAGUUUUCAAACAAUUUGGCAUCUGCCUUGUUGAAAUCUAAAGUUUUCCAACGAGCGUUCAAUUCCAGAGUUUCAUCUUCCGUCGCAAACAGAAUAUCUGCAGCAUUAGGUCAGUCGAUUGCUUCCAGCUUGCAGUUAGACUACGCAACGGCUUCGCAAUGUAAAAAUGCCAUAAUGCAAGCAAUAUCCGGUGUAAGAAGUGGAUCGGAAACACGCACAUAUGCUCUGGCUAUCGCUUCGGCUCUUGCUGGGCAACUAGCAGCUGUUGGCCGUAUUAACACAUCGAACUCAGCUAGUAUUGGAUCGUCACUCGUAUCGGGUAUAGUUCAAGGUGCCUAUUCUGCAGCAAGCCAAGCUGGUGUCGAUGUGUCAGGAAUUGAUGUGUCAUCCGAUAUUUCCUCUUCCCUUUCUGCAUACGGAACAAGUCGAACAACUAGUCAAGCAUUAGAUGUCACUUCACUGUUGACUGAAAGCAGUUCAGGUAUUUCGCAAAGCACUUCAGGACUCUCUGAUGGUAUGAGUGGCCUCGGUGCUGAUUAUGGUGCACCCUCCGGUAGUGCUGUGCCCUCUAGCAUAGUUUCGAACGUCGCAAAUAAACUGGCGUCUGCUUUGCUGAGGUCUAACGUGUUCCAGCUCGCUUUUAAUGCCAGAGUUACAUCAUCAAUUGCAAACAAAAUAGCGGCAGUACUAGCACAGUCUAUUGCUUCUAGCUUGCAGUUAGACUACGGGACGGCUUCAAAAUGUAGAAACGCAAUUAUGCAAGCACUUUCCGGUGUACGAACGGGCUCUGAAACACGUGUUUAUGCUUUGGCUAUCGCAACUGCUGUUGCUGCACAACUAGCAGCUGCUGGCAGACUGAAUGCUUCAAAUGCGUCCGGCAUAGGAUCCUCACUGUUGUCGGGUGUAGUUCAAGGUGCGUAUUCUGGUGCAAGGCAAGCUGGUGUUGACGUGUCAGGAGUUGAUGUGUCAUCAGAUAUUUCCUCUUCAAUUUCUGCAUACGGCGCAGGUCCUACCGGUGUUUCGGAAACACCAAUUACUUCACUGUUGGCUGAAGGCAUCUCAGAUAUAUCUCAAGGAAUUUCAUCAACAUCUGAAGGAGUCAUUGGUCCCGGGGCUGGCUAUCCUGCAUCCUCCAGUGUUGCUGUGCCGUCUCGCGUAAUAUCCAAUGUAGCAAAUAACCUCGUGUCUGCUUUAUUAAGGUCUACUAUCUUCCAACGAGCUUUCAAUGCCAGAGUUUCAUCAUCGAUCGCAAACAGAAUAGCUUCAACUCUUGCACAGUCCAUUGCUUCUGGUUUGCAGCUAGACUACGCAACGGCAUCAAAAUGUAGAAACGCAAUAUUGCAAGCAAUUUCCGGUGUAAAAACUGGAUCGGACACACGUGUUUACGCUGUGGCGGUUGCAUCAGCUCUUGCUGGCCAACUAGCAGCUACUGGGAGACUGAAUGCAUCGAAUGCAUCAGGCAUCGGAUCUUCUUUGCUCUCAGGUGUGGUUCAAGGCACUUAUUCUGGUGCAAGGCAAGCUGGUGUGGAUGUAUCAGGAGUUGAUGUGUCCUCAGACAUUUCCUCUUCCAUAUCUGCAUAUGGGGCGAGUUCUACCGCAGGUCAGGAUAUAUCUGCAGCUUCGCAGUUUACAGAAGGUAUCUCAGAUAUUUCACGAGGUGUUUCAGGAGUGUCUGAAGGUAUCUCUGGCCCUGGUGCUGAUUAUGGUGCACCCUCCGUUGGUUCUGUGCCUUCCGGUGUUAUUUCCGAUGUGGCAAGUAAUCUUGCAACUGCACUGUUGAGAUCCAAUAUCUUCCAACGCGCUUUCAAUGGCAGAGUUUCAUCUUCCGUCGCAAACAGAAUAGCUGCAGCACUAGUGCAGUCCAUUGCUUCCAGCUUGCAGUUAGAUUACGGCACUGCUGCAAAAUGUAGAAACGCAAUAAUGCAAGCACUUUCGGGUGUAAGAAGUGGAUCGGACACACGUGUUUAUGCUCUGGCUAUUGCAUCGGCUCUUGUUGCACAACUUGCAGCUGCUGGUCGACUGAAUGCUUCGAAUGCGUCUGGUAUCGGAACCUCACUUCUGUCGGGUGUAGUUCAAGGCACGUAUUCUGGUGCAAGACAAGCUGGUGUAGACGUGUCAGGAGUUGAUGUGUCAUCAGAUAUUUCCUCUUCAAUUUCUGCAUACGGAGCAGGUCCUACGGGUUCUCAGGAGAGAGAGCUUUCUUCACUGUUGGCGGAAGGCAUCUCAGAUAUUUCUCAAGGUGUUUCAGGUAUGUCUGAAGGUAUCUCUGGCCUUGGGCCUGACUACGGUGCACCUUCCGCUGCUUCUGUGCCUUUGGGUGUUAUUUCCGAUGUGGCAAAUAAUCUUGCAACUGCACUGUUGAGAUCUAAUAUCUUUCAACGCGCUUUCAAUGGCAGAGUUUCAUCUUCCGUCGCAAACAGAAUAGCUUCAGCACUAGUGCAGUCCAUUGCUUCCAGCUUGCAGUUAGAUUACGGUACUGCUGCAAAAUGUAGGAACGCAAUAAUGCAAGGCCUUUCGGGUGUAAGAAGUGGAUCGGACACACGUGUUUAUGCUCUGGCUAUUGCAUCGGCUCUUGUUGCACAACUAGCAGCUGCUGGCCGACUGAAUGCUUCGAAUGCGUCUGGUAUCGGAACCUCACUUCUGUCGGGUGUAGUUCAAGGCACGUAUUCGGGUGCAAGACAAGCUGGUGUUGACGUCUCAGGACUUGAUGUGUCAUCAGAUAUUUCCUCUUCAAUUUCUGCAUACGGAGCAGGUCCUACGGGUUCUCAGGAGAGAGAGAUAUCUUCACUGUUGGCUGAAGACAUCUCCGAUAUUUCUCAAGCUGGUUCAGGAGUGUCUGAAGGUAUCUCUGGACCUGGGGCUGACUACGGUGCACCUUCCGCUGCUUCUGUGCCUUCGGGUGUUAUUUCCGAUGUGGCAAAUAAUCUUGCAACUGCACUGUUGAGAUCUAAUAUCUUCCAACGCGCUUUCAAUGGCAGAGUUUCAUCUUCCGUCGCAAACAGAAUAGCUUCAGCACUAGUGCAGUCCAUUGCUUCCAGCUUGCAGUUAGAUUACGGUACUGCUGCAAAAUGUAGGAACGCAAUAAUGCAAGCCCUUUCGGGUGUAAGAAGUGGAUCGGACACACGUGUUUAUGCUCUGGCUAUUGCAUCGGCUCUUGUUGCACAACUAGCAGCUGCUGGCCGACUGAAUGCUUCGAAUGCGUCUGGUAUCGGAACCUCACUUCUGUCGGGUGUAGUUCAAGGUACGUAUUCGGGUGCAAGACAAGCUGGUGUUGACGUCUCAGGAGUUGAUGUGUCAUCAGAUAUUUCCUCUUCAAUUUCUGCAUACGGAGUAGGUCCUACGGGUUCUCAGGAGAGAGAGAUAUCUUCACUGUUGGCUGAAGGCAUCUCAGAUAUUUCACAAGGUGUUUCAGGAGUUUCUGAAGGUAUCUCUGGCCCUGGUGCUGAUUAUGGUGCACCCUCCGUUGGUUCUGUGUCUUCCGGUGUUAUUUCCGAUGUGGCAAAUAAUCUUGCAACUGCAUUGUUGAGAUCUAAUAUCUUCCAACGCGCUUUCAAUGGCAGAGUUUCAUCUUCCGUCGCAAACAGAAUAGCUGCAGCACUAAUGCAGUCCAUUGCUUCCAGCUUGCAGUUAGAUUACGGCACUGCUGCAAAAUGUAGAAACGCAAUAAUGCAAGCCCUUUCGGGUGUAAGAAGUGGAUCGGACACACGUGUUUAUGCUCUGGCUAUUGCAUCGGCUCUUGUUGCACAACUAGCAGCUGCUGGCCGACUGACCUCUUCGAAUGCCUCUGACAUCGGAUCGUCUCUUCUGUCUUCUGUAGUUCAAGGCGCCUAUUCUGGAGCAAGACAAGCUGGUGUUGAUGUGUCAGGAGUUGAUGUAAGAUCAGAUAUUUCUACUUCUAUCUCUGCUUUCUCUUCAGGUACAUCAUCUAGCCAGACACCAUCCGUAUCCCUGCCGUUACGUGAUGGAGUCUCCCAAGGUCUCUCGGAAAUCUCUCGCGGCAUCUCAGGUGUGUCUGAAAGGAUAUCAGAAUCUGGUCUUGACUUCGGUGGACUCUCCGCUGCUUCGCCUGAUAGCUCAGCUCCCUUUACUUUGCCAGCUGCACUGCGUUCCCCUGAUGUCACUUCUAGAGUGAAUUCUCUUACAUCUGCAAUUGUUAGCUCAAUUGGACCUAAAGGCGUUGAUAUGAAUGCGUUUGGUUCAAGACUUGUUGCUAACAUUUCAAAUAUGCUUAAUAGUGGAGCGUCGUCUUCGGAAGCUGUGGUGGAAACCCUGAUUGAGACUAUUGCUGCCCUUUUGCAAGUUGCCAGCUCUGCUCAAAUUCGCUCGGUAAAUACCUCUUCGACUUCCUUUGUUGUAGGGAAUUUAGCUAGAGCUUUGUCUUCCGUAUCUGGUUGAAACGCUUCCGCAUUUCUGUAUGCUUUAUAAUGAGAUAUUUAGCCUAUUUUUUCCUUUAAAUUGUAUUUAAAGUAAAAUUUAAUCCUGUAAUCCUUAAAUUUCCUGUAAUCCGUAAUUGUUGUGAACUAAAUAAAAUUUUUCUUGCAUCUA